GUAAAGUCUAGACGCGGUUUAUUAAGAUGAUCCUGUGCGGGGCGCAGGAGAGAACCAGCUUCCAGCACUUGAUGGCCGUGACUUCAGCCGGGGAAGCCGAGCGCGUCCACACCUGCCUCGCGGGUCCGGCGGACGAAGGGCCGGGGCUCGAGUACAGCUCCGGGGCCUCCAGUCCUCGCUUGCCUGGCCGUAGUGGCUCCCAGCCGCCCCUUGCUGCCCAGCCAAUGAGAAGGAGGCUUGUAGGCCACCGCCCUCUGGUUGGCUGCGGUCUGGCCCCGCCCUGCGCAACCAACGUUAGCGUCCGGCUGAGCGUGCCGGCUUCCGACCUGGAAGGUACCGCGGAGGCCCAGGCGCCACGAGGUGGGCGCGCGUGGGGCGGGGCCUGUCGGUGAGAAGGCCAGUGCCCGAGCCGAGCGCGGACGGUGAGGCGGCCGAGGGCGGCCCGGGCCAGUAAGUCCAAGGCCCUCCUCCUUGGCUUCCGGCGGGCCUGGAAGUGGAAGCCCGGGUUGGUUUUCGUUCGGACCUCUCGCCCGGGGCCCGCGCAGACGCCGGCUCCCUUCGCAGGGAGCGCGUUCCAGGAGGCCAUGGAUGCUUCGACGCCUUUGCCUCCGGCACCCCAGUCUCCGGUGCGGGGCGCAGCCCCGCGGACCAUCCAGAUCGAGUUCCCGCAGCACAGCUCGUCGCUGCUGCAGGCCCUGAACCGCCAUCGGCUGGAGGGCAAGUUCUGCGACGUGUCCCUGCUGGUGCAGGGCCGGGAACUUCGGGCGCACAAGGCCGUGCUGGCCGCCGCCUCCCCGUACUUCCACGACAAGCUGCUGCUGGGGGACGCGCCGCGCCUGACCCUGCCGAGUGUCAUCGAAGCGGACGCCUUCGAGGGGCUGCUGCAGCUCAUCUAUUCGGGGCGCCUCCGCCUGCCCCUGGAUGCCCUCCCUGCCCAUCUCCUUGUAGCCAGUGGCCUUCAGAUGUGGCAAGUGGUGGAUCAGUGUUCAGAGAUUCUCAGAGAGCUGGAGACUUCAGGGGGUGGGGUUUCAGCCAGUGGGGGAGCCUCCUACCACACGCUGCUGUCCACCACCUCCUCGGGAGGCUGGUGCAUUCGUUCCUCCCCUUUCCAGCGCCCAGCACAGUCCUCUGCUACCGAGAGUUCCGCAUCCACCGAGAACCCCAGUGGAGGGGAGGGGAGUGAGCUAGAAGUGUUACAAAUUCAGGUGAAGGAAGAGGAGGAGGAUGAGGAGGAAGAGGCAGAGGAGGAGGAGGAGGAGGAGGAGGAGCAGGAGGAGCAGGGCUCAGCAGUCUCACUCGCUCAGACUCCCCAACCUCAGAGAGUAUCAGGAGGGUUUCCCCGAACUCGUGGAUCCCAUCCACUGCAGGUACCUGCUCCUCCCCGCAGGCUUCCAGAGGUGGAGGGUUCAACACUUGAGCCCCCUGCCCCUCCUUUGCUAGCCCCCAAAAUCUUCUAUGUCAACCAGGAACCCUUUGCGGCCAAGGAGGCACAGUCAGGAGCUGGAACUCAGUCUGGAGGAGGAAAGGAGGAAACCAAAGCAUUUUCUGGAGGGGACUCUGAGGGAAAUGGGGAGCUAAGGUUCUUACUGUCCUCUGGAACAGGGGCAACGUCUGGGGCAGGGGAUCCAUCCUGGAAACCAGUGGAUCUCCACGGGAAUGAAAUUCUGUCGGGGGGCGGAGGACCUGGAGGAGCAGGCCAGGCGGUGCAUGGGCCAGUGAAGCUAGGAGGGACACCCCCUGCAGAUGGAAAACGCUUUGGCUGCUUGUGUGGAAAGCGAUUUGCAGUAAAGCCCAAACGGGAUCGGCACAUCAUGUUGACUUUCAGCCUUCGCCCUUUUGGGUGUGGCAUCUGUAAUAAACGCUUCAAGUUGAAGCAUCAUCUGACAGAGCACAUGAAGACCCAUGCUAGAGCUCUGCACGCGUGUCCCCAUUGUGGCCGUCGGUUCCGUGUCCAUGCCUGUUACCUUCGCCACCGGGACUUAUGCAAGGGCCAGGGCUGGGCCACUGCCCACUGGACUUACAAAUGACUGCUAAAGCUGUACACUGACUUAUAGGAUGAGAUAGCCACAGCUGCUGAUGGAUACUUAGCCCUCACUACCCCAGUCCUGGAUCAUGUAAUCAUGCUAAGAGAUUACAUAUGUUACACGGACCUCUUACUCUUGGGUAUGGGCCUCACCCUGACAGAUUUGGAAGUUUAGAUUUCUUACCCCAAGUUUUUGUUAACCAUCCUGUAGGAAAGUGACUCAUAGAUCAUGCCAAAAUUGAUCACUUAGCCAGAUGGUCCUUUUUGUAUUGAUGUCCUGGGAGAAAACCAGAUUAGAUUAGUGAGGGAAGAGCUGGACAAAAUGACAUGUGACUUUAUUUAGUCUCUGUGAGAAGUUGAGGGAGCUGGUCUCCAACAAGGAAUGUUUGAUCAGAACUCAAGUCAUUCAGAGACUUGGUGCUCCCAGCCUUCUCUCCCUCAUUGUCAGCAGAGUUCUGUUCAUAAACCUCUUUUUGCAGAA
This is a messenger RNA of Nannospalax galili (Upper Galilee mountains blind mole rat), 2504 nucleotides long. It is a transcript of the gene Zbtb9, whose product is annotated as zinc finger and BTB domain containing 9. Gene Ontology annotation, molecular function: protein binding; DNA-binding transcription factor activity, RNA polymerase II-specific; RNA polymerase II cis-regulatory region sequence-specific DNA binding. Lineage: Eukaryota; Metazoa; Chordata; Mammalia; Rodentia; Spalacidae. The transcript has 2 exons. The coding region runs from base 585 to 2027 and encodes 480 amino acids. Gene Ontology annotation, biological process: regulation of transcription by RNA polymerase II. The record is from RefSeq and is a predicted model, not a curated record.